This is a messenger RNA of Peromyscus eremicus (cactus mouse), 1660 nucleotides long. It is a transcript of the gene Adora3, whose product is annotated as adenosine A3 receptor. Gene Ontology annotation, biological process: G protein-coupled adenosine receptor signaling pathway. The transcript is spliced from 2 exons. Gene Ontology annotation, molecular function: G protein-coupled adenosine receptor activity. Gene Ontology annotation, cellular component: dendrite; membrane; synapse. The coding region runs from base 300 to 1259 and encodes 319 amino acids. The record is from RefSeq and is a predicted model, not a curated record. NCBI's taxonomy places the organism in Eukaryota, Metazoa, Chordata, Mammalia, Rodentia, Cricetidae.
CCUUGACUGUGUCUGUCUGGGGAAGUAAGGACAGCAGCACGCUCAGAUUUAGCUGCAUAGAACUGUGUCCCCCAGGUCACUGGGAGACCAGGGAUAUGUGGCUGAAGUCGAUGGUCCUGUAACGGGCCCUUUUUGAGAAGAGUCUCCAAGAGAGCAUCACAACGGAAGGAAGGAAGGAAUUGUGAGUUCCCGACUGCUGCUGCAUGAGGACUUCUGGGCAGAUGUCUGGCAAGAGCUAGGUCCACCGGCCCGUACACAUCCUGCUGACAAACCUGUCACUGAAGCUUCUCUGAGACAGCAUGAAACCCAACAACACCACAACUGCGUUGUGGUUGAAAGUCACCUACAUCUCCAUGGAGGUUGUCAUCGGGCUCUGCGCUGUGGUGGGCAACAUGCUGGUCAUCUGGGUGGUCAAGCUGAACCCCAGUCUGAGGACCACCACCUUCUACUUCAUAGUCUCGCUAGCACUGGCUGACAUCGCUGUUGGGGUGUUGGUCAUGCCUUUGGCUAUUGCUGUCAGCCUGGAAGUCGAGAUGCACUUCUAUGCCUGCCUUUUCAUGUCCUGUGUGCUUCUGAUCUUCACUCACGCCUCCAUCAUGUCCUUGCUGGCCAUUGCCGUAGACCGAUACCUGCGGGUCAAGCUGACCGUCAGAUAUAGGACGGUCACCACUCAAAGAAGAAUAUGGCUAUCCUUGGGCCUUUGCUGGCUAGCAUCCUUCCUGGUGGGACUGACCCCCAUGUUUGGCUGGAAUAGAAAAAUGACCUCAGGGCUCCUCCAAAAUAGUACCACCCUUGUGUGCCAUUUCCGUUCCGUGGUGUGUCUGGAUUACAUGGUCUUCUUCAGUUUCAUCACCUGGAUCCUCAUCCCCCUCAUUGCCAUGUGCAUCAUCUAUCUGGACAUCUUCUACAUCCUCCGUAACAAGCUCAGUCAGAACUUGUCUGGCUUCAGAGAGACGCGUGCGUUUUAUGGACGGGAAUUCAAGACAGCCAAGUCCCUGUUUCUGGUUCUCUUCUUGUUUGCUUUGUGCUGGUUGCCUUUGUCCAUCAUCAACCUUGUUUCCUACUUUAACGUUCAUAUACCAGAGGUUGCAAUGUGCCUGGGGAUCCUCUUGUCCCAUGCGAACUCUAUGAUGAACCCUAUUGUCUAUGCCUGCAAAAUAAAAAAGUUCAAGGAAACCUACUUUCUGAUCCUCAAAGCUUGUAGGGUCUGUCAGACCUCAGUUUCCUUAGACUCGAGUACUGAACAGACCACUGACUAGUUACCAUGACACACAAAGAGCAAUCUCACGGUUAGCCUUAUCAGACAUUCUUGUUUCCUUCUACGGCAGUGGGGUCAUCUGGCCGGUGGCCACACAGUUUCACUCCUCCAUGUUUCUGCUUCAGUUAUUUUCUUGUUCUUCUCUAACAAUUCUGUGGAUGCCUGACAUGAAGACCAUGCAUUACCGAGUAUCACGGACUGUGUUCUUCCUUCCCAGACACAAGAAGGAAUGGAAUCUUGAGGGAGUCUCGUCUUACCAAGGAAAGAUUCUAGCUGGGCUGGAUGGACAGAACCUGCUCUGAAAGAUUCCAAAGACUUUGAGAACAGAAGGAGUGAGCUGAGUUUAAAGAGGGCUUAAACUGCUAAAUUCACCUGUGUGGGUGUUUUUAAGUAAAUAAAAGA